Molecule: messenger RNA, 3549 nt
Organism: Astyanax mexicanus (Mexican tetra)
Lineage: Eukaryota; Metazoa; Chordata; Actinopteri; Characiformes; Acestrorhamphidae
Gene: slc4a1a
Product: solute carrier family 4 member 1a (Diego blood group)
Exons: 21
Coding region: 175-2940 (921 amino acids)
Biological process (GO): bicarbonate transport; regulation of intracellular pH; monoatomic anion transport
Cellular component (GO): basolateral plasma membrane; plasma membrane
Molecular function (GO): bicarbonate transmembrane transporter activity; monoatomic anion transmembrane transporter activity; solute:inorganic anion antiporter activity
Source: RefSeq, a predicted model, not a curated record
GCCUCCCUGGCAUCUUUGCCAGUCUUGGGUCACUCCUGUACCGGAAAGCAGUUCGAAAGACUUGCUGCGGACCCCCGGACCCUAAAGGCCCUCCGGAAGCACCUGGACACAGGUUCUGUGUGAAGUUUUCUGAGAGUUCUGGGAGAAGCAGAAGGCUGAGCACAGUCCCUCCUGAUGGAAACUGUGCUAACUUUUGAGGAGGACAAUGACAUGUCCUAUGGGGACAAUGACUCACCUCUAGCCUCUCCAUUCAGCCUGAGUUCAGUGGGACAUAUAGGCAGCUAUGACCUGGAGCAGAACAGGCAGGAGGAAGAGGAGGAGGAGAAGGAGCAGAUUGCUGAGACCCGCAUUGUCACGAGAAACGCAGAUGCUGUGUGGAACAGAAACACCAAUGCCACCACCAGAGGUGACUCUCAGGCAUAUGUGGAGCUGAACGAGCUGCUGGGAAACAAAUGGCAGGAGACCGGCCGCUGGGUGGGGUACGAGGAGUCCUACAACCCUAUCACUGGAGCAUGGGGGCCCUCCCACGUCUCCUACCUCACAUUCAAAAGCCUUAUCCAGCUCCGCAAGGUCAUGACCACAGGGGCGGUUCUGCUGGAUGUGGAGGAGAGUGGUCUGUCAGGCAUCGCUGAGAGAAUAGUAAAUGAACUUCUGGACAGGAAAGAGAUUCGGCCAUCCGACCGUGACACCCUGCUGAAGACGCUGCUGCAGAAGCGCAGUCAGACUGAAGGAGCUUCAACAACCACAACAGGCAUUGACAUGAUUGAGAUGCUGCACACCUACUCUGUCACUAAACAGAGAGAUGCAGCAGACAGUGUAGAAGCAUCCAUCGUGCUGUCCGGUGUGCUGGACUCUCUGCAGAAGCCAGUAGUGGCGUUUAUGAGACUGAGGGAUGCUAUAGUGAUGGACGGGAUUCUGGAGUCUAAUGUGCCCGUGCGCUUCAUCUUCGCCCUGGUGGGCCCGACUCAGAGCGGCAUGAACUUCCACGAGAGCGGACGAGCCAUGGCUACACUGUUGGCUGACUGGGUCUUCAGUUUGGAAGCCUUCCUUGCCCAGAAUGAAAAAGAGCUGACCAAUGCAAUUGCCGACUUCAUGGACUGCAGCAUCGUGAUCCCACCCACUGAGAUCCAGAGCGUGGCCAUGCUGCAGCCAAUCAUCGGCUUCCAGAAGAGGAUGCUGCGUGAGAGGCUCCGCCCAGCUGACACUCGCAUCACCUUGGGGCAGAAGAUUAAAGGGCCUGAGAAACCACAAGAAGAUCCAUUAGCCCGAACCGGAUAUCCAUUUGGAGGAAUGGUCAAGGAUAUAAAGCGCCGUUACAGGCAUUACAUCAGCGACUUCACAGAUGCUCUCAAUCCUCAGGUUUUGUCUGCUGUCAUUUUCAUCUACUUUGCCGCUCUCUCUCCCGCCAUCACCUUUGGAGGACUGCUUGCUGAUAAGACUGAACACAUGAUGGGCGUGUCCGAGCUGAUGAUUGCCACCUGCAUUCAGGGAAUUAUCUUUUGCCUUUUUGCCGCCCAGCCAGUACUGAUCAUCGGCUUUACUGGACCGUUAAUGGUGUUUGAAGAAGCCUUUUUUGAGUUCUGUAAGUCCCAGGGUGUCGAGUACAUAGUGGGACGAAUCUGGGUUGGCAUGUGGCUGAUUAUCAUUGCAGUGGUUGUGGUGGCAGCGGAGGCAAGCUUCCUGGUGCGCUUCAUCUCUCGUUUCACCCAGGAGAUCUUCUCCAUCCUCAUCUCUCUGAUUUUCAUCUACGAGACCUUCGCCAAGCUGAUCAAGAUUUUCAAAACUCAUCCUCUGGUUCUGAACUACGAGCAUUUAAACGAGACCCUGGACGAUCCCUUCCACCCUGUGUUGGAGUUAACGAACGUCACGGAUGAGCACGGCAACGUUACUCACUACCACCGCAUACGUGAGAGACCCUACCCCAACACUGCCCUGCUCUCCAUGUGCCUUAUGUUUGGCUGCUUCUUCAUUGCCUUCUUCCUCCGUCAGUUCAAGAACGGCAUCUACCUCCCUGGCCCUAUUCGUCGUAUGAUUGGAGAUUUCGGUGUGCCUAUCGCCAUUUUCUUCAUGAUUGCUGUUGAUGUCAGUAUUGAGGAUGCCUACACACAGAAACUGGUAGUGCCACAGGGGCUGACUGUGUCCAACACUUCUGCCAGAGGCUGGAUUAUUAACCCCAUGGGAGAGAAGAAACAAUUCCCUAUAUGGCUGAUGUUCGCCUGUGUAGUCCCGGGAUUACUGGUCUUUAUUCUCAUCUUCCUCGAGUCUCAGAUCACCACGCUGAUUGUGAGUAAGCCAGAGAGGAAGAUGGUGAAGGGCUCUGGCUUCCAUUUUGAUCUGCUCCUCCUUGUGGCUAUGGGUGGAGCUGCCUCCAUUUUUGGCGUCCCCUGGCUUAGCGCUGCAACAGUGCGAUCCGUCACCCACGUCAAUGCGCUAACCGUCAUGACCAAAGGCCCCAAACCGGAGAUCGAAAAAGUGCUGGAACAGAGGAUUAGUGGAAUUCUUGUGGCCGUUUUAGUCGGCGUAUCCAUUCUCAUGGAGCCUAUCCUGAAGAAGAUUCCCAUGACUGCUCUCUUCGGCAUCUUCCUUUACAUGGGUAUCACAUCUCUGAGUGGCAUUCAGAUGUGGGAUCGCAUGCUGCUCUUGAUGGUGCCCAAGAAGUACCACCCAUCUGAUCCUUACGCCACUCGAGUUCAAACCUCGCGUAUGCACCUCUUCACUGUGAUCCAGAUGGUGUGUCUAGGCAUCCUUUGGGUGGUGAAGUCCAGCAAGGCCUCUCUGGCUCUGCCCUUCGUCAUUAUCCUCACCAUCCCACUGCGGAUGCUCCUUACUGGACGACUCUUCACUGUCAUGGAGAUGCAAUGCCUGGACGCCGAUGAUGCCAAAGUGGUGCUGGAUGAAGAGCCAGGCAUGGACGUGUACGAUGAAUCCCCUUUUCCAUAAUUGACCACCCCACAAUUCUUCUCAGUGCCUUUCUGAAACUAUCAAGUGAAUUACAGCUUUAAUCCAACAUCAAACAGGAACUUUCAGCUGAUUUUAAAACUGUUCAUUCGAAUUUUACUUUAGCCGUUUUGCUGAUCUGCAAACACACUUUCAUUCCUUGCCUUCUCUCCUACCCUGCCCUGACAUGAAUAUACAUCCCAUACCAUGCUUCUCCACGCUUCCCCUCACCCCAAAAACACUGUUUAGCUUUCAUCAUUUUUUUUGUUUGUUUUAUUGUUCUUUUUUCUGUUGUUUUGCCUCUAUGCAGUAGCUUAGCCCAGUGCAGCCAAUGUGUGUGAUUGAAUCUAGUAUUAAUUUGCCAAAAUAUCACAUUGUUCCUCCAUUAUGUCUGUCUGAAUCAAGUUGUUUAACCACAAUGUUUCAGGGAAAGAUCACAUCUGUAAAUACUUUAGGCCAGAAGUUGAAUGAAUGUAUCAGCAUUUAGAUAGAUCAUAGAUAUAUUAAAUACUUUGAGUGGGUUUGAAAUGUGAUUUAUGUACAUUUGCUUUUAUUGUUUUACUAACCUGACUUUCAAAGUCAUUUAACUAUUAAAAUGUUAUAACCCAAUAA